GCGAUAUCAAUAUCGAUGACCGGUGGACAGCAAUUUCACAAAAAAAAAAACAAGGAAACAAGCCGGAUGGCAACUGAAAAUUUAGAAAAAAGUCAAUAAAAGGAAUUGAGCUUUGACGUUUGGGCUGUUCUGCGGAAGAAAUCCAGUAUUUUGGGCAUCGGUUAGCCACCGUUCGUUAGUAGGAGGCGUAACUGCGGUGAACCGGCGGCCCCGGCACCAGCAAAUCGGCAAUGUCGAAGAGUUCUGGGCGCGAGCGGGACAGGGAUAGGGAGCGGGACAGGGACAGGGAGCGGGACAGAGACAGGGAUCGCGAUAAUCGCAGCAGGGACUAUGACAUGGGAAAAUCCCGCAAUGGGGGAGCAGGAGGAGGAGGCGGCGGUAGCAGCUUUGGCAGUUCCCGCAGCGGCCGGGACGAUCGUAAGCGUGGCAAGGAUUCGGCCAGCGAACGCGGCAGGCGGGAUGAGAAGCGAAGGAAGCGUUCCAGGUCCAAGGAUUACGACAAGGACAAGCGCCUUGACCGCGAUAGAGACCGGGACCGCGAUCGCCAGCGAGAGAAGGAGCGCGAGCGCGAGAAGGAAAAGGAACGCGACCGGGAGAAGGAGCGCGAUCGUGAUCGCCAGCGGGACCGGGAGUCGGAGGGCAGACGUCCCGCCGCCUCUGCACCUCUGAUUAUACCGGUGCCCUCGUCCAGCUCCUCGGACGAGGAGGUGGAGGAGAUCGACAAGGAGGAGCAGCAGCGUCGCCUGGAGCAGGAAAUGAUUAAGCGGCGCGAGCGCAUUGAGCGCUGGCGGGCUGAACGCAAGCGGGACACCAAGGCGCCGGCCGUGGCGUUGGCUGCGGUAAAAACCGCCAAGAAGUGGAGCCUGGAGGAUGAGUCCGAGGAGGAUGACAGCAACCAUGAUCCGUCGCUGGACAGCGGCAAGAAGGAUGCCGAGCCCGACUCGCCGCCUUCCAAAUUCCAUAGCAUUCGCAAGCGCUUCGACGACGAUGCCGUCGAGACCAAGUUCUCCCCUAUGAAGCGACCCACCUUUGGCAAGGCGUUCGGCGCCAAGCUGGGCAUGGGCUUGGCACCCAAAACGGAGGCGGAGCUCAAGAAGGAGGCACCUGCCGCUGAGCACAAGGAGGUGAAGAAGGAGGCGCAGCCGGAGCCAGAGCCAGCUGAAGCUCCCGCAGCUCCCGUCAAAAUGGAGACGGAUGAGGCUAAGAAGAAGGAAACUUCUCUGCCGGAACCCGAAACCGCAACCGCAACCGAACCGGAAGCUGAAGAAGCUGCUCCUCCGGCUGAAACCCAGCCCGAAGACGAUAUAGAUCCGCUGGACGCCUACAUGCAGGAGGUCAACAACGAGAUGCGUCGCGUCAACAACUUUGUGAAUCCGCCCACCAAGGCGCAGGGCGUGGUCAUCCUCACGGGCGUGGCCAAGAAGAAGUCAACGACGACAAAGAAGGGCGAGCUGAUAGAACAGAAUAUGGACAGUCUGGAGUACUCCAGCGAGGAUGAGCUGGAGGACAUACGCGACACGGCCGUCAAUUUGGCGAUGAAGCAUCGCAAGGAGCUGGCCAAGAUAGAUCAUUCCUCGGUUAGCUAUGCUCCUUUCCGCAAGAACUUUUACGUGGAGGUGCCCGAACUGGGGCGCAUGACGUCCGGCGAUGUGGAGAAGUAUCGCCAGGAGCUGGAGGGGGUGCAGGUGAAGGGCAAGGGCUGUCCCAAGCCCAUCAAGACCUGGGCCCAGUGCGGCGUCAGCAAGAAAGAGAUGGACGUGCUGCGCAAGCUGGGCUUCGAGAAACCCACUCCCAUCCAGUGCCAGGCCAUACCGGCCAUCAUGUCCGGACGGGAUCUGAUAGGUAUUGCUAAAACCGGCAGUGGCAAGACGUUGGCAUUCAUUUUACCAAUGUUUAGGCACAUCCUGGACCAGCCGAGCCUGGAGGAUGGCGACGGUGCCAUAGCCAUCAUCAUGGCGCCCACGCGCGAACUCUGCAUGCAGAUCGGCAAGGACAUACGCAAGUUUAGCAAGUCCCUGGGCCUGCGCCCUGUCUGUGUUUAUGGCGGCACGGGGAUCUCCGAGCAGAUAGCCGAACUGAAACGCGGCGCCGAGAUCCUUGUGUGCACGCCCGGUCGCAUGAUCGACAUGCUGGCGGCCAACUCGGGGCGCGUUACAAACCUGCGACGUGUCACCUACGUGGUCCUGGACGAGGCGGAUCGCAUGUUCGACAUGGGCUUCGAGCCGCAGGUGAUGCGCAUCAUCGACAACGUGCGCCCGGAUCGCCAAACGGUCAUGUUCAGUGCCACCUUCCCGCGCCAAAUGGAGGCCCUGGCCCGUCGCAUCCUCAAGAAGCCCAUCGAGGUGAUUGUCGGCGGCAGGUCGGUGGUCUGCAAGGACGUCGAGCAGAAUGUGGUCAUCCUCAGCGAUGAUGCCAAGUUCUUUAAGCUGCUGGAGCUGCUGGGCAUAUACCAGGAGGCGGGCAGCAUCAUUGUCUUUGUGGACAAGCAGGAGAAUGCAGACAGCCUGCUGCGCGACCUGAUGAAGGCCUCCUAUCCGUGCAUGAGCCUGCAUGGAGGCAUCGAUCAGUUCGAUCGCGAUUCCACCAUUAUAGACUUCAAGUCGGGCAAGGUGCGGCUGCUGAUAGCCACCUCGGUGGCGGCACGCGGCCUCGAUGUCAAGGAUCUCAUACUGGUGGUCAACUAUGAUGUGCCCAAUCACUACGAGGACUAUGUCCACAGGUGUGGACGCACUGGACGUGCGGGCAAGAAGGGCAGCGCCUUCACCUUCAUCACCCCGGAACAAUCGCGCUAUGCCGGCGAUGUGAUUCGCGCCCUGGACCUCUCCGGCAGUUUGAUUCCCGCCGAGCUGCAGACCCUGUGGACGGAGUACAAGGCCGCCCAGGAGGCCGAGGGCAAGACAGUGCACACCGGCGGUGGGUUCAGCGGCAAGGGCUUCAAGUUCGACGAGCAGGAGUUCAAUGCCGUCAAGGAGAGCAAGAAGCUGCAGAAGGCUGCCCUCGGGUUGGCCGAUUCCGAUGAUGAAGAGGACAUUGAGCAGGAUAUUGACCAGCAGAUCGAACAGAUCUUUGCCGCCAAGCGUACGGUGAAGGACACCUCGGCCUCGGCCACAGCUGCGGCGGCGGCCACUGCCGCUGCGGUUGCCGCCGCUGCUGCCGCCGCCGCCGCUUCCGGUGGCAAUGUGGCUUUGGCCUCGGCAGCUGCCGCCGCUGCUGCUGCCAAUAUGGCCAUUGCAGCGGCAUCUGCUGGCGCUGUACCGGGCGGUGGUGCACCUACGGCUGCUGGUGCCGCUGGAGCUGGAGCCGUUGGCGGAGCAGCCCUCAGCUCAGACAAACUGGAGCUGGCCAAGCGCCUGGCCUCUAAGAUCAACAGCAGCAAGAAUCUGGACACAAAGAGCACGGUGACGGUUGUGGAGCCGCUGCUCAAGGGACAGCAUGUUCCGGGCACAGCACCGCCGCUGCUGACGGCACGAACGGUGGCCGAGCAGAUGGCCGCCAAGCUGAACAACAAGCUCAACUACCAGCCCAAGGAGGAUGAGGAGGCACUGGGCACCAUGGCGGGCGGCACUACCAACUCGUUUACCAAAUACGAGGAGGAGCUGGAGAUCAACGAUUUCCCGCAACAGGCCCGCUGGAAGGUCACCUCCAAGGAGGCCCUCGCCCAGAUCUCUGAGUACUCGGAGGCGGGCCUCACUGUGCGCGGCACCUAUGUGCCGCAGGGCAAGAAUCCGCCGGAUGGCGAGCGGAAGCUCUACCUGGCCAUCGAGAGCUGCAGCGAGUUGGCCGUGCAGAAGGCCAAGCGCGAGAUCACGCGCCUCAUCAAGGAGGAGCUGCUGAAGCUCAGCUCGGCUCAUCAUGUCUUCAACAAGGGGCGCUACAAGGUGGUCUAGGCAACUGGGAAUGAUAAAUUGCGAGCAACAAAAAACUGUAAAAAUCUAAAUUACAAUCAAAUCUAAUAAAGAUUUAUUUUUAACUUAAAGGCUGGCAGAAUAAAAAUGAAA
Molecule: messenger RNA, 3998 nt
Organism: Drosophila kikkawai
Lineage: Eukaryota; Metazoa; Arthropoda; Insecta; Diptera; Drosophilidae
Gene: Prp5
Product: pre-mRNA processing factor 5
Biological process (GO): mRNA splicing, via spliceosome
Cellular component (GO): nucleus
Molecular function (GO): ATP binding; nucleic acid binding; RNA helicase activity
Source: RefSeq, a predicted model, not a curated record